Molecule: messenger RNA, 3634 nt
Organism: Nothoprocta perdicaria
Lineage: Eukaryota; Metazoa; Chordata; Aves; Tinamiformes; Tinamidae
Gene: PLA2G6
Product: phospholipase A2 group VI
Exons: 17
Coding region: 151-2571 (806 amino acids)
Biological process (GO): positive regulation of ceramide biosynthetic process; cardiolipin acyl-chain remodeling
Cellular component (GO): mitochondrion
Molecular function (GO): protein binding
Source: RefSeq, a predicted model, not a curated record
GCGCAGGGGGCUCCGUUGGGGGUGGUUUCCUCGCCAGGCUGAGGCGGUCGAGGCAAAAGGUCCGUGAGCAGCUCGGGCGCUCCCAGGAAGGGCUCCUGGAUCAAAGCUGCUCCUCAUGCUGCUCUUCCGCGCCGGUCUCGCUCUGGGAAGAUGCAGUUCCUCGGCCGGCUCGUGAACACCAUCAACAGCGUCACGCAGAUAUUCACGAACCCUUACCGCGUCAAGGAGGUGGCCGUGGCCGAGUACGCGGCCCACCCCCGCCUGAGGGAGGACGGCCGCGUGGCCCUGCACAAGAACGGCCUGGCGCGCUCCUGGGACUGCCUCCUGGUCAAUCCCCAGAGCCCCCAGGUCGCCUUCCGGCUCUUCCAGCUUGACAAUGAGCUGGACGCGGCUGCGCGCUUUGAGCAGUUUGCCGGGCAGCUGCGUCCUUUCUACGAGAGCUCCGCGCAGCCCCUGUCGCUGGAGGUGCUGCAGCAGCUUUGCGACUGCUUCCGCAGCCACCCCAGCUGGUCCGUGGCCCACGUGGCGGUGGAGAUCGGCCAUCGCGAGAGCUUCCGGCACAACCUCGUCCUCAGCUGCGUCAACAGCGCAGACAGCGAGGAGGGCUGCACGCCGCUGCACCUGGCGUGCCGCAGGGGCGACGCCGCGUGCCUGCAGGAGCUGCUCGAGUGCCACGCGCGCCUCGACGUCGCCGACAGGAACGGCGAGACCGUCUUCCACUACGCCGUGCGAGGGAGCAGCCCCCACAUCAUUGAGCUCCUGGGAAGAGCCCCCACUGUUGGCUUGGACCACCUGAGCCAUGAAGGGCUGACCCCUCUGCAUCUCGCUUGCCAGCUGGGCAAAGAGGAUAUGGUUUGUGCUCUGCUCAAGUGCCGUGCCAGCUGCAGCGUCGUGGGGACCCUGGGCUACCCCAUUCACGUGGCUGUGAAGUACUCCCAGACAGGGUGUGCCCAGGCCAUCCUGGAAGCAGAUGCCAGCCAGGUUCACUCCAGGGACCCUCGCUAUGAUGCCAUUCCGCUGCACUGGGCAAAGAAGGCAGAGGUGACACAGCUGCUGCUCCGGCACGGCUCGGAUUUGGGCUUCCGGAGCCGCACCGCCGACAUGGCCCUGCACGUGGCCGUCCGGAGGGGCCGCUUCGACUGCGCCAUGGUGCUCGUCACCCACGGGGCCCACACCAACGCCAAGGGCCAGGACGGCAACACUCCGCUGCACCUGGCCAUGAAACAAGACCAUCUAGACAUGAUCAAAGCCCUCAUUGUGUUCGGAGGGGAUGUCGAGAUCCCCAAUGACUUCGGGGAGACCCCAGGGCUGUUGGCGGCGCGGAGCAGCAAAGGUGCGAACCGGAAAGUGCUCUUAGACCUGCUGCAAACUGUAGGGACCGAACGCUGCCACCCACCCAACCCUGAGUCCCCAUGCCUAGCACCAUCUGCGGCCUCCCUCUUCGUGGAAGGGCAGCCUCCCCCACGGAGCAGCCUCAGCAGCUUAGGGUACCAAGACCUUCUCUAUGUUUCCACGGCGGUUGGACAGAUGCUGAAGACACCAGACUCUGUGGACUCACCUAGCGAGGGAGGGAGAAAUCACGACCGGCUCCUGUGCCUGGAUGGAGGGGGCAUCCGGGGCCUGGUGCUCAUCCAGCUCCUCCUGGCCAUCGAGAAGGCUGCGGGCCGCCCCAUUCGGGAGAUAUUUGACUGGAUCGCGGGGACCAGCACCGGGGGAAUCCUGGCCCUGGCUAUCGUGCACGGGAAGUCCAUGGACUACAUGCGCUGCCUGUACUUCCGCAUGAAGGACAUGSUGUUCCGGGGCUCUCGGCCCUACGAGUCAGAGCCCCUGGAUGAGUUCUUGAAGAAGGAGUUUGGGGAAAACACCAAAAUGACAGAUGUCCAAAAACCCAAGGUCAUGGUGACGGGGACACUGUGUGACCGGCAGCCGGCUGAGCUCCACCUCUUCCGGAAUUACCCUGUGCCCGAGACAAAAACCUCCACAGAGUACAAGACAACUGCCUCUUUCAAACCGCUGACUCGGCCGGAAGAGCAGCUGGUGUGGCGCGCGGCCCGCUGCAGCGGCGCCGCUCCCACCUAUUUCCGACCCAUCGGCCGCUUCCUGGAUGGUGGCCUCCUGGCGAACAACCCCACCCUCGAUGCCAUGGCCGAGAUCCACGAGUACAACAAGACCCUCGUCAAGAAGGGGCAGAAGCAGAAAGUGAGGAAACUCGGGCUGGUGGUUUCCCUGGGGACCGGGAAGCCUCCGCAGGUGCCGGUGAGCUCUGUGGAUGUCUUCCGGCCCUCCAACCCCUGGGAGCUGGCGAAGACUGUGUUCGGCGCCAGGGAGCUCGGCAAGAUGGUCGUGGAUUGUUGCACUGACGCAGAUGGCCCAGCUGUGGAUCGUGCCAGGGCCUGGUGCGAGAUGACAGAUGUCCCAUAUUUCCGGUUGAGUCCUCAGCUGCACACAGACGUGAUGCUGGACGAGGUGAACGACACGGUGCUGGUGAACGCCCUGUGGGACACGCAGCUCUACAUCUACCAGCAGCGGGAGCAGCUGGAGCAGCUGGUGCGGCACCUUCUCGCCCGAUGACUCGCCCGGAGCUGCCGGCUCUGCAUCCCCGUGUCACUGAGGCGGCCCUGACUUGCUCUGGAACCGAGGUGUUGGCGUGAGGGACAGGACUAGUAAGAAGUGUGGAAUUAAUAUUUAGAAGGCAACACCACAAUGCACAUACACAUGUAUUCCGGGACACAAACACCUAUAUUCCAGGAGAGCUGAGAAAGGCUCAGGUGUGGAGGACUGUUCUCGCUGGGCUGUUGCCUGGUCUCUGAUGUUUGUGCUUGAAGCCCAAGCCCUCAGUGUUGCUGCCCUGAUGUGACUGUACAGCCCUUCCCAGCAGCUGGAGCUCCCACUUCUCUUGUGAUCCAGCAGCUGGAGACUGGGAGACUGCCCGCUUUGUGUGCAGCGCCUCUAAGGGCCCAGCACCACACACCUUCCCACAGAACAGGCCAAUAUCAGAUAAGGCUUCUAGGAUUAGCUGCCCUGCUUGGCCUGAGAUGUUUCCUUGUGCACAAUAUAGGGGGGAAAAAAGGGGAUUCUUCCCUCAGCAGACGCUGUUUGAAGGGGAGUAAGCACUUUGCCCCUUUCUCCAGUAGAUCUGGACRCAGAAUAGUGCAGUUGGCCUUGAGAGAAGGGGAAAGCUUUUGUGAAUUGCUUGUAUUUGGUAACAGCCCUUCCCCUUUUCCCUCAGAGAUGGGCUGGCAACCCAGCUUCUGAUUGUGCCUCGUGGGGAACAGACCCCAGCAGAGGUGAUGUCAGAGGGCACAAAACAGUUGUCCGACUUSUUAUGAUGUUUAAGAAGAGGGGCAAUGUCCUUGGCUGCCCAGAGAGACUUGGGAGAUCACCAGCAAGUUGAUUGUUGGUCUUGGUUCCUAAUGUGCAAUUGAAAUGCUCUGAGAUCAACUCCUACCAAAUAAACUGACCAUGUGAAAAGCUGAAUUAUCAUUUUUUACUUUUAYUGCUGAAAACCUCAUCAUGGAUGACUUCUGCAUUACUCCAAGUUUCUGCAGUAUGUUUUGCAGUGUUUAUUAAUGAUUUAUUUAUCUGCUCAGGUGAGUUCUGAGGAAGGACCUAGAAAAAGCGGAACUGUGAAUUC